UCGCACUAACCCCAUAUUUCCACACCAGUUUCUUUUUAAUUUUCCUUUCACUCGCCCAUCCAGACACCUAUAUGUCCUUUUAUAAGAACGAACAGAAAAGAAUUGAGGCGCUCAUAAAAGAGCCUCUCUUGGAGCUUGUGUUGCAAUACCUCCCACAUCUCCAGGUUGGUGGAGCAACUAACCGAGAAGAUGUGUGGGAAGUCGUGGCCAUGAAAUUGAAUACCCAUCGAGUGGCUGCCACCUUAGAAUCUCGAGACAAUCGAGAUAAUCGUACUGAUGAAAUUCCUAUAUUUAGUGGUCGAUAUGUUGCAGACGUGUUCAAAAAGCUAAUAGAUGAAUAUUCAAGUAAAGUGCGACGUCUGCUGUUGGGACAUGAGUGCAAUGCGGAGGCUGCCAGAAUGAAAGAAAGACUGAGUGACCGGGUUGAUGCAUUAUUAUAUGAGUUGUAUAUUCUUCGAUAUUAUGAUGUUGAAGUGAUGGCAAAACUUAGUAAAGAACGGCUAGAAGAAUGUGCCAAGGAGAUUAUAUAUGGUGACACCAAUGGGGGUCCCACUACUACCAAAGAUGUUCUUGCUGCUGCCAAGGAACAACUGGCAAUAGAUGAACGUGAGCUUUAUGAAGCCAAACUUGCACAAAAGAUGGCUCAAUUGGAUAAAUUGACCGAAGACAACAAAAGAUUGUUAGAUUUGAACCAUGAAUUACUUUCUAAUCGUAAUUGAGGGUAGUACUUCUCUAAGAAAUUAUGAUAUUCUUGUGACUUCUCCCAUAGAGAAAUUUAGCGGAGAAACAUCUUUAUUAUAGGGCUGUAUAUAGUACAUUAUUACAUCCUAG
[Candida] anglica is the source of this 831-nucleotide messenger RNA. The record is from the annotation of a GenBank genome assembly. Lineage: Eukaryota; Fungi; Ascomycota; Pichiomycetes; Serinales; Debaryomycetaceae.